Messenger RNA from Desarmillaria tabescens, 1693 nucleotides. RefSeq names its product major facilitator superfamily multidrug-resistance, DHA1 sub-family. Lineage: Eukaryota; Fungi; Basidiomycota; Agaricomycetes; Agaricales; Physalacriaceae. Gene Ontology annotation, molecular function: transmembrane transporter activity. The coding region runs from base 114 to 1592 and encodes 492 amino acids. The transcript is spliced from 7 exons. The record is from RefSeq and is a predicted model, not a curated record. Gene Ontology annotation, biological process: transmembrane transport.
GAUGCCGUCGGGGUAAUUUCCCCAGGCUCUCAAUCCCUGAAAACUGAGUCAGCUGGCAUCUAUUUAACUACAUAAUCGGUGCUUGUAGCCUUCUUGUCCUCUUACCACCAUCUAUGACUGCCAGCGAAGUCAGCGAGAGUGUCCAAACCACCGAGACCAAGCGAACUCCGCUUCCCAGAUGGCAGUUGCUUAUCGUGUUCCUUAUCCAACUUGCGGAACCCAUAACAGCGACGGUGAUAUUCCCCUUUGCUCCUGAGUUCAUCCGUAGGACGGGGAUCACUGGGGGGGAUGAGAGCAAGACAGGGUACUAUGCUGGGUUUAUCGAAUCUGCCUUCUUUCUGGCCGAAUCCUUGACCGUGUUCUACUGGGGUCAUUUAUCUGAUAGGUUCGGCCGAAAGCCCAUCUUACUCUUGGGCCCUCUAGGGUUGACGUUUGCGAUGCUCGGCUUUGGGGCCUCGAGUAACUUCUGGUCGUUGGUAUUGUUCCGAUGUGCUCAGGGUGUCUUCAAUGGGAAUAUCGGUGUUUCGAAGACCGUCCUGGCAGAGAUCACGGAUUCUUCCAACAUUGGAGAGGUAUUUGCCUUGAUACCAUUAAUGUGGGGACUGGGUGUUACUUUAGGCCCUGUCAUAGGCGGUCUUUUGGUGCAUCCAGCAGAUACAUGGCCAAAUACAUUUGGACGAAUCGCGUUAUUCCGUGACCAUCCAUAUUUCCUUCCUUGCGCUGUAGCCGGCCUGUUCUCUUUUGCGAUUUUUCUACUUACUCUCAUUGGUCUUGAAGAGACACAUCCUGCAACUAUUGCACGUAAAAAAUCUAAAUGCUUGCGACCCACACAGGAAACUUGCCUGAUUGCGAAUAGCACAGGGGCAGACUAUGGAUCCACCUCCACCACAACUGUCGCACCAGAUGACGCAGUGCCUGAUUACAUCCCCAGCAAACCUCCUAGCAUGCGAGAAGUUCUAGGGACCCAGUUCUUACUCGUCUUGAUGAACUACAUGUUCAUCUCUUUCGUUGAAACCGCGUACGAUGCGCUCAUUCCCCUGAUGUAUUCGACAUCCAUACCGGUUGGUGGUCUUGGCUUUAGCCCUUUCCAGAUUGGCCAAAUCUUGUCAGCAUGGGGGCUGACAAACGCUAUCGUGCAAACUGUUUUUACGGGAAGAUUGCUGAGGAUGUUCGGUGCUCGUAGGAUGUUUAUAGUCUCUAUCGGCUUCAUGUUUGUUGCCAUAUUAGCCUUCUCUUUCGAGAGUUACUUCGCAAGGCUAGCGGGUCGCGUUGACGGGAGAGUAAUCGCGCUUUUAAUUAUCCAACUGACCUGUAAUCUCAUGGUCUUCGUUGCUUUUGCUGCGACCCAUGUUCUCGUUGUUCAAAGCGCUACAAGCAGGGCUGCGCUCGGUUCGACAAACGGUUUUGCACAGAUGGCCGGCUCUGGCAUUCGCGGCUUCGCACCAUAUUUCGCCUCUUCCAUGUUCUCGAUCUCCCUUGAAAGCCAACUCGCAGGAGGAUUCUUGGUGUACAUCAUCAUUCUGGUUCUGACCUUGGUCCUGCUUUGGUUGGGCUUCAAAAUUCCAAAACGCUUCAAAUCAGCGGAUAAUUAGACGGAAAAUGUACUAAACAUAUACUUAGACGAUGUAGCGGUAUGACAAUUUCUACUUUCUUUUGGCAGCGGGAUGAAGUGUCCUUCCUGUCAUUCAACGCU